AUGUCAGCUCAAUCGCCCGUUAUUUUGAUUCUCGGCGCAGGGCCCAACAUUGGGAUCAAUGUGGCGCGGGUCUUUGCUGCCAAAGGCUACAAGGUCGCACUAGCCUCGAGAUCGCUGAAAGACCAAGAAAGCACUGUGGAUCAACUCAACAUCCAUAGCGACUUGUCCAACCCAGAUUCGGUAGUUGACGCCUUCUCGAAAGUCAAAACCGCACUCGGUACCCCAAGUGUUGUGGUGUACAAUGCGGCGGCUUUGACCCGGGCUGAUGGGGAGAAUCCUCUCUCUUUGCCUCUAUCUGACUUCACUCGUGACCUGAAUGUCAACACUACUAGUGCCUUUGUCGCUGCACAGCAAGCAGUUCUAGCCUUUCAAGAACUUCCCCCUUCGGCAUCGAAAACUUUCAUUUAUACCGGUAAUAUGUUGAACACAACCGUCAUUCCACCUCUCUUGGAUCUGGGCGUUGGAAAGUCGGCCACGGCGCAUGUUAUACAAACCGCCGCAACUUCUUACUCUGAUCGCGGGUUCAAAUUUUACUACGCCGACGAACGCAAGGCUGAUGGGUCGAUUACCCCUCAGAUUGACGGAGAGGCACAUGCCGAGCUUUAUGCGCAGCUUGCUGAGGGCAAGUCUCAGGGACCUUGGCAACAGACCUUCGUCAAGGGUUCAGGAUACAAGAAGUUCGCCCCUGCGAAUUGA
Messenger RNA from Penicillium brevicompactum, 696 nucleotides. RefSeq lists its product as uncharacterized. The transcript has 3 exons. Bases 1 to 696 code for a protein of 231 amino acids. NCBI's taxonomy places the organism in Eukaryota, Fungi, Ascomycota, Eurotiomycetes, Eurotiales, Aspergillaceae. The record is from RefSeq and is a predicted model, not a curated record.